AUCUAGAAAUUAUGGAAAUAGGGAGAGAGGAAGAAGGUGAUCAUGACAUGUCAUUGUCCAUAGGAACCCUGCAAAUUGCUGGGAGUAAUGGUUUUGAUCACAACAUAAUGUCUCAAGGAUAUCAAAGAAACAGCAGAUCUUCAGAGAUCGAUAUCGAGGAAGUGGAAAUCAAGGAUCGACCUCUCCCGAUAUUUCUUAAGUUUGAAGAUGUGGAAUAUAAGGUAAGAAGUAGCCAAGCUUCCUCUAAGAACCCUGUAAAGGAUAUGGUCUCAAAGGUAGCUUCUCAAUUGAGCAUGGAACAAGAUAACUAUAAGCACAUCUUGAAGGGUAUAACAGGUAGCAUUGGCCCUGGAGAAAUUCUUGCUUUGAUGGGACCUUCAGGUAGUGGAAAGACAACCUUACUCCAGAUAAUAGGAGGUAGAUUGCAUGAGAAUGUGAAAGGGAGCAUUACAUAUAAUGACAUUCCAUAUAAUCCAGCUCUUAAGAGAAGGAUUGGAUUUGUCACUCAGGAUGAUUUGCUCUUCCCUCAACUAACAGUUGAAGAAACUUUGAUUUUUGCUGCAUUUCUAAGGCUUCCUAGUAACAUGACUCAACAGCAAAAGCAUUCAAGAGUAGAGAUGAUUGUGAAGGAAUUAGGCCUUGAAAGUUGUCGCCAUACAAGAAUAGGAGGAUCACUGGUGAAAGGAGUAUCAGGAGGUGAAAGAAAAAGAACUAGCAUAGGUCAUGAAAUUCUAGUAGAUCCUUCUUUAUUGUUGCUUGAUGAACCCACUUCAGGCCUUGAUUCCACCUCUGCAAAUAAACUCCUCCAAAUCCUUCAAAGGGUAGCUAAGGCAGGAAGAACAGUGAUCACAACAAUCCACCAACCCUCAAGCAGGAUGUUCCACAUGUUUGACAAGCUUCUGUUGAUAUCAGAAGGUUAUCCAGUGUAUUAUGGGAAAGCCAAAGACUCUGUGGAGUACUUUUCAUCUUUGAGGUUCAUCCCUGAGAUAGCCAUGAACCCUGCAGAGUUCAUACUAGAUUUAGCUACCGGACAAGUGAAUGAUAUUAGUGUCCCUCAGGACUUAUUAACACCUCGAGGCGCUCCUGAAUUUGAGAGGGAAGUAGUUAAGUAUUUGCAAAGGAAAUACAAAGUCGAAGUGGAACCGAUAGAAAAGGGAGAGAACCAUGGAACAAGAAAAACACCAGAGCAUCUUCAACUAGCUAUUCAAGUUAAGAAGGAUUGGACCAUGAGUUGGUGGGAACAAUUCACUAUAUUAUCAAAGAGAACUUUCAAAGCAAGACGAAGAGAUUAUUUUGACAAGCUAAGACUGGCUCAAGCCCUUGGAGUUGCAGUUUUGUUAGGCCUUCUUUGGUGGAAAUCCAAGAUGAAAACUGAGGCUCAACUCAGAGACCAGAUUGGCCUAUUGUACUACAUCUGUAUUUUCUGGAGUUCUUCAUCAAUAUUCGGGGCUGUUUAUGUCUUUCCAUUUGAGAAGGUCUACUUGGUGAAAGAAAGGAAAGCAGAUAUGUACAGGCUUAGUGUGUACUAUGUUUGUAGUACCUUGUGUGAUAUGGUGGCUCAUAUUGUCUAUCCAACCCUUUUCAUGCUCAUCUUGUACUUCAUGGCUGGCUUCAAGAGAACAAUUCCUUGCUUCUUUUUGACAUUGUUUGCUAUACUGUUGGUAGCCAUAACAAGCCAAGGAGCUGGUGAACUCUUUGGUGCUGCAGUUCUAAGCAUAAAAAGGGCUGGGAUGAUUGCCUCUCUGGUACUAAUGUUGUUUCUCCUCACUGGAGGCUAUUAUGUUCAGCACAUUCCAGUGUUUAUAAAAUGGUUGAAGUAUCUAUCUUUCAUGUACUACGGGUUUCGGCUUCUAUUGAAAGUUCAAUACUCAGGAGAUCAGUUAUAUGAGUGUGGAAGAAAAGGUGGAUGCAGAAGUUUGCAGAGCUCACCAUCUUUUGACACAGUAAACUUGAAUGGUGACUUGAAAGAAGUCUGGAUCCUACUAGCCAUGGCCUUAACUUAUCGAUUUUGUGCCUAUAUUUGCCUUCGUAAGAGAAUAAGCAUCUGUAAUGUUUGAUUUAGCCCCACAGUACUCUGUGGUUGUUAGACAUACAUGUAUGAUGUAUCCUUCCUUAAACAUUGUUGUUGGAGCCAUUUCA
Telopea speciosissima is the source of this 2139-nucleotide messenger RNA. Its product is annotated as ABC transporter G family member 26. The coding region runs from base 12 to 2057 and encodes 681 amino acids. NCBI's taxonomy places the organism in Eukaryota, Viridiplantae, Streptophyta, Magnoliopsida, Proteales, Proteaceae. Gene Ontology annotation, molecular function: ATP binding; ABC-type transporter activity; ATP hydrolysis activity. The transcript has 9 exons. Gene Ontology annotation, cellular component: membrane. The record is from RefSeq and is a predicted model, not a curated record.